This is a messenger RNA of Mesorhabditis spiculigera, 2397 nucleotides long. The record is from the annotation of a GenBank genome assembly. Lineage: Eukaryota; Metazoa; Nematoda; Chromadorea; Rhabditida; Rhabditidae.
AUGGCGCGCGCGCCACAGAAAAUCACAAAUUUGGACAGCGAACCGCGUCGACACGGCACGGCUGUUGGCCCACCUCCAUCCUACCGGCACGGCAGCGAAACCGGAAGCGACUAUUCGAGCGUGUCCCAGAUGGGGAAACGCCGAGCGUCCUGGACGAAUUUGGUCGAAUCCGACGACAAUCUGACUGCGAUCCGCGUCAACCAAUACCCAAACGUGACCGCCAGUCAGACUAGCGUCGCCACGGCGCCGGUUGGGCCGCAUUCGUACCAGCCGACCGUAGCUGGACAGCCACUCGUGGCCCCGUACGGCCACUACAACGUCAAUCCGAAUCUGCGGACCCCGUCGCGACUCUCGCACUUUGGCAGCCAGGUCUUUGUUAUGGUCGCAACCCGGCGCUUCCGCAAGGAGUUCAGCCGCCAGGGCUCAUUUUCCUCAUUUUUCGCCGGCGCCCUAAAAUGCGCCCCAGCCCCGGGGAUGCCGACCGACAACUUUGGACGCUACCAAAUUGAUGUGCCGCUGAAAUUGCGGACUUUUCCCAAAGGCACCCUCGUCGAUGCAGCCCCACCAAUUCCUGGAGAGCGCGUCCCGCACCACCGUACGGCCAGCACCUCGCAACACUCGGUGGCCAACUCGGACGCCAUUCUGGCCGAUGGCCGGAAUAAGCGGAAGCGCAAUCGCCUUCAGGACUGUAUGAACUGGUGUUCACGCCCGAAACAGGGACUUUGUGCUCUCUUCUUUGUGCUGUUGCUCGUCGUCGGAGUUAUUGCCGCUAUCGUAAUUCCGUUGGCUCUGCGCCCUCCAAAGCGAGUCUCCCUCCAACUUCAAGCUCCCCAAUCCGCACGUGGAGCAUCAUCGGCAACUACCUCAAUCCAGAUGAAUGCUGACGGGGAUCAAGUCCGCUUCAACAUCCGCGGCUCUCCACCAUUGAAGGGAAACUUCCUCACAGUCUACGAUUUCAAGACGAAUUGGGUGGGAAUCGUGGACGAGAGCCUACGCACUAAUGGUCGCCAGUUGUUCUGCUUCGUGAUGAGGCUCGAUCGGGGGAAUGUCAUCGAUGAGGACGAGUUGAGGAAGGCGACACAGGCCGCUAGAGGGAAAGGCCAAGCGACACAAGGAUGGCAAGAAACCUGGGGAUUCCAGCCGACGCCCCUGCAAAUACAGAAUCAGACACAGUACUUCUCGCAACCCAUCACCGAAUGCAAUGGGGCUCGCUGGGUCCAGCUGGAUAUGACUUCCGGACAAAGUGCCCAACAAUGCACGGAUUGCCAAAGUUUCUGCGUACCCGAGCUUGGUAUUGAUCGCGACGCCGCCAAGGGUGAAAACACGCUGAACGUCAUCCGUCUGGACUGCUUCCAGCUGUUCGUCCCGGAGUGGAGACAAUAUGCCCAGCAGAAUACCAUGGAACAGAACCAACGCGACUACGAGCAGUACUACCGUCUGCCGGGAGGGAGUGGAGCGCAGCAGGGGGCUGAGGGGAAAUGGAUUAAUGUUUAUGGGCAGCAGCGGCAACAACAAAGAAACGGCGUUAUCCCCGGUCAAGUCUACCCGAACGGCGCGAUGACGGCCGGCACAAGCAUCAGCGGAAACUCAAACAAUCACCCAAACACCCGCUCUGGAGAUGGUCUUUUGGGACCUCAGUCCCAAUUCGCCAACCGACUCCAACAAAACGCCCAGCUCACCGCCGAACAAGAAGAACAGCUCCGCCAAUAUUCCAAGGAGCGAAACCCGGGCCUCCCGAAUGGGCAGCUAUUCCCAAUUGGACCCACCGGAAUGAAUGGGGCGUCGAGCACGGGUGUCAUUCUACCCCCAGGGGCACCGAGGCCCAUCCACACUAUCGCGUGGCACGGCGGAGAUCCAUCGCAACAGUGGCUCAACGCACAGUCGGCGUCGAACCCCGCGAUGCCGCCGGUUGGGUGGAGCGCGCAGCAAAGUGGGCAGUAUGGGCAGGAGAAUGGAAAUGGGAUAUCUGGAAGCAUCAACCGCAACGUCGUCCAACCUGCCCUAAAUACGCUACAAUCCGGCGUACAGAACGCCCAGCAGGGUUUGCAAAAUGGAGUACAAUCCGUCGGUUACUCCCUCCAAAAUGGCAUCAACAAUCUACAAGGGAACAUCCAGAAUUUGCAAGGAAACUCGCAAGAUCACAAUGUUCCAUCGCCGCAACAAUUAUUGCAGCAGACCAGGCAGAGGCUGGCUAACCAAUACGUGAAUGGAAACACGCAGCAGCAGCAAUCCCAGCAGCCCGGCGCCAACUUCCCCCAUAUUGGCCCCCAGGGUGGAUAUCAGAUGUAUUCGAGCUAUGGCCAACCGGGACAGCAAAACCAGAAUCAAGUGAACACCCAACAAAUCCCUGGCGGCAUCAUCAACGGCAACCCGCAAAACCUCAAUGUGCAACCAUUC